CGCUGCGCCUGUGCGUGCGUCUCCGCGGGCGCGGAGCGGGGAGGUGCCGGCGGCCGUGACUGCCGGCUGGAGCGCGUCAGCGGCGGAGGCGGCGAGGGAAGGACGGGUUAGAAGACCGGCUGCCACUGUCUCGAAAUCUCCAGAGAAGAAGCCGAGGGAAUUGAGGAGAGGCAUCGCUAACCUAUGAUAUUUUCUUCCUGGGUGUUUCUUCAACUGUCUUGUGAUGGAGAGGAAAUGUUUUUGAAGUUAUAAUGGAUUUUAUACCACAUCAUAGCAAAAACUGUCCUUAUAGCAGCAUUUGUGUUUGAAGAGAAUAGACAUAAUUACAGAUAAUCAUGACAACUUCUCAUAUGAAUGGACAUAUCACAGAAGAUUCUGACAGUGAAGCAAAAAAUGUGGAUCUUACAUGUCUUGAGGAACCUCAAAAGCACAGAGAAAUGGCUGUUGAUUGCCCUGGGGAUUUGGGCUCCAGGAUGAUGCCCAUGCGGCGGAGUGCUCAACUUGAGCGAAUUCGUCAGCAGCAGGAGGACAUGAGGCGCAGACGGGAAGAAGAGGGAAAGAAACAAGAACUGGACCUUACUGCUUCCAUGAGGCUUAAGAAACUGGCACAAAUCCCUCCUAAAACUGGAAUAGAUAAUCCAAUAUUUGACACAGAAGAAGGAAUUAUUUUGGAGAGUCCUCAUUGUACUGUGAAGACACUAGAAGUGGAAGAACUGUUAACUUCUCUUAAGCAUAUCCAACACAUUUUGGUAGACCCUCAGAGCCAAGAGGAUAUCUCUCUCAUUUUACAACUUGUUCAAAAUACUGAUUUUCAGAAUGCAUUUAAGAUACACAAUGCUGUUACAGUGCACAUGAACAAAGCCAGCCCUCCAUAUCCUCUUAUCUCCAAUGCACAAGAACUAGCACAAGAGGUACAGAGUGUUUUGAAACCAAGUCACCACAAAGAUGGGCAGGAGCUUAGUGCUUUGCUGAAUGCCCCUCACAUGCAGGCACUCUUACUGGCUCACGAUAAGGUUGCGGAACAAGAAAUGCAGCCAGAGCCACUGACAGAUGAGAAAAUUUAUGAGAAUGUUGGUGUGUAUGGAGGGGAGACGGUUAAAAUAGUUCGUAUUGAGAAAGCUCGAGAUAUUCCACUGGGUGCUACUGUUCGCAAUGAAAUGGAUUCUGUCAUCAUUAGUCGAAUAGUCAAAGGAGGCGCCGCAGAGAAGAGCGGGCUGUUACAUGAAGGGGAUGAAGUUCUGGAGAUUAAUGGCAUUGAGAUUCGUGGAAAAGAUGUUAAUGAAGUUUUUGACCUAUUGGCUGACAUGCACGGUACUCUAACCUUUGUAUUGAUUCCCAGUCAACAGAGCAAGCCACCUCCCACAAAGGAGACAGUUAUACAUGUGAAAGCACAUUUUGAUUAUGAUCCCUCUGAUGACCCCUAUGUCCCUUGCCGAGAGUUAGGCUUGUCUUUUCAAAAAGGAGAUAUACUCCAUGUGAUCAGCCAAGAAGAUCCCAACUGGUGGCAGGCCUACAGAGAUGGAGAUGAAGACAAUCAACCAUUGGCAGGCCUUAUACCUGGAAAAAGUUUUCAACAGCAGAGAGAAGCAAUGAAGCAAACCAUAGAAGAAGACAAGGAGCCAGAAAAAUCAGGAAAACUCUGGUGUGCGAAGAAAAAUAAAAAGAAACGGAAAAAGGUUUUAUACAAUGCAAAUAAAAAUGAUGAUUAUGAUAAUGAGGAAAUACUGACCUAUGAGGAAAUGUCACUAUAUCAUCAACCAGCAAAUAGGAAAAGGCCAAUUGUCCUCAUUGGCCCGCAGAACUGUGGCCAAAACGAAUUGCGUCAGAGACUCAUGAAUAACGAAGUAGAUCGCUUUGCCUCGGCAGUUCCACAUACUACUCGGAGCAGGCGAGAGAAUGAAGUAGCUGGGAGGGAUUACCAUUUCAUUUCCCGACAGGCAUUUGAGAAUGACAUAGCUGCAGGGAAGUUUAUUGAAUAUGGAGAGUUUGAGAAGAAUCUCUAUGGUACCAGCAUAGACUCUGUGCGGCAAGUAAUCAACUCCGGCAAGAUAUGCCUUUUAAAUCUUCAUACACAGUCACUGAAGACACUACGCAAUUCAGACUUGAAGCCAUAUAUUGUAUUCAUUGCACCACCUUCACAAGAAAGAUUACGUGCUUUAUUGGCCAAAGAAGGGAAAAAUCCAAAGCCAGAAGAACUGAGAGAAAUCAUAGAGAAGACAAGGGAGAUGGAACAGAACAAUGGCCACUACUUUGAUACAGCAAUUGUGAAUUCUGAUCUUGAUAAGGCGUAUCAAGAGUUACUUCGACUAAUAAACAAACUUGACACAGAACCCCAGUGGGUGCCCUCGACCUGGCUACGAUGAAAGAGAACAAUUCCAAGGGAUGGAUGGACUUCUAUCAAGCAGCCUUUCAAAGGAGAUUGUGUGUAGGUCUGCUCAAUUCUAAUAAUAAAUGGGAGUGUAAGCUCUAGACCUUGGUGGCUAUAUACUCUGCCAGUGAAAUUGUGUAUUACUGAAAAAAUCCACUAGUCAGCUUGUGAGCUGAUUGAACUAAUUUAAGGAUUGUCCAAGUUUUCCUUCUCUGUGGCCUAAAAAUGGAGAUGCUGAAGUCAGUACUAAAUUCUAAAGCUUUAGAUACUUUUUUUCUAGCAACUACUUUUAUACAUAAAUACACCCUAUUUUUAACCUAGAAUCACCCUUAUAAAAUUAAAGAUUUUAAGUAUGUGCAUGUGUGUGUGUGUAUAUAUGUAGUCCACCUUGUCACAUAGUUAUAAAUAUUAAUGUUAUUUAACACUUAACUUAAUGACCUUGUGGGACAUGAUGGUAGUUCAGGAGCAUAAUUUUACAGAUCAUUGGGCAGAGAAAUAAUCUACAUAUUAAAUGUUAAUGAGAAAUCUUUCCUGUUUUUAAAAAUGCACAAAAUGAAGAUGCCACUCUGGUCUGGAGCAGCCCUGUGAGGCUUGAGUUUGUUUUUUAAUUCUAAAAAACAUUCCACUUUCUAAUAGCACUGUAAUUGGAAAAUAUGUAUAAUGUAAAUAUUUCAGUCCUUGGGUCUUUUUAGUCAGACUUUGUAAGUCAGGUAUGACUGCACAUUAAUUUUAGGUCCAAUCAAAGAUGAGUAUUAUAUUGAUCUUUAGAUGUGAUAUUUUUGUGGAAUUUUCAUUAAAAUUUAUUGACUGAUUGGAGCUGCUGUUCUCCACAGAUCUGUAGAGAUAUUUAGAAAGGCAAAGGUUAUAUUUUUAUGAAAAAUACAGUUAUAAAACAUGCUGAUUAAGAAUCAAAUUUUCUCAUGUUUUAUAACCAAGGAUACUGUCUAAAACAGAAUGAUGUGCUGAAUAUGGGAAGACAGUGGUGGUGGGGACGGUUCUCUCUGGAAAUGGUUCAUCUUGUGGCAGUUGCUCUAAUGGAUAGCUAACUGGAAUUAAAAUAGCUGAAUGUAGCUACUGUAUUGUAAACUAUUGUAAUUCACCAGCAACGUAUUGCCCUGCAUUUGCUCAGUACUGCAGUAGAAGUAUGUGUAAAAUACUGGCAGUUGACAGAGGAGUCACGAGAAAGGGGAAUAUUUGGAAAUUGUUAAAAAAAAAAUGAAACAAGUAAACAGAAGGCAAGGUCUAUCUGUGUCCUAGCAUGUUCUGCAAAGCAGGUCACAUCAUCUCUGCAUCUGCAGUAGGGCUGUUCUAUCGCUGAAGCUAAAUGAAUACUGUUACCUUGACUGGUUUGCUAAUCGGUAGCAUGAAGAACCUUGAAUGUGAAUGUUUUUUAAUUUUAGCCAUAGCAUUUCCUUGUUCCUACAGGUAAAACACUGGAGGUAUGUCAAUGUGUAGUUCACGCCUGUCUAAUGCUGAUGGAUGAAAAGGUAGUUGAUUUUUUUCCUUAUUGUCUUGCAUAUAUUCUUUCUUCAACUUUUGAUGGAACAAAUUCAUACCCAUUGUUGAGAACACAAAGUAUACAGCAAGUACAAAGAAAUUGUCAGAUCACUUUCCUACUUAGUGAACUAAUGUGCUGCAUUGAAAAAUGGAAACAUAGAGUGCAUUCCAGUCUUGUUAUAGCAAAAUUAUUUUCUAGUUUAAUUGUUUUCAGGGCUAUAUAUAUAUAAAAAAAAAGCAAUUCAUGAAGCCAGAUAGUGAUCCUUCAGAAGAGGAAUAGGGUUGGAAACUUCUAUCAUCUUCAGUUCAUUUCAGUGUUAAAAAUAAUAAUGUUCUAUCUGUUGGCCUGAGGGCUAGAGAUUCCAAAUAAUGGCUUUUUGCCUCACAUUGCAGGCGUGUUCUCACUGUAAUCCUAACUUUAUGACAGCUACAACAUUCAGUUAUAUUGAAUAGUCAGUGUAUCAUAGAUGAUGGAACAUCUGUUCUUCCCCUUCCCCUUCCUUUUUUUUAGAAAGAUGAUAAUUGUAGAUGUUUUAGGUUUUGUUAUUGACUAAUAGUUGGACAAGAAGGUGGAAAGCAUGUGAGAAGGGUGACCUAGCUCAGUUAGGUAGGUAUUGCCCAAAUUCUUGCAGUCACAAUCAGCAUAAGACAGUUGCUCUAUUCCCUUAUAUAUUCAGUGUUUAUAUGGAGUGUCAGUCACAUUAAAUCGUGUCAUUAUUGUAUUUGACUAAUUUUUGUCUCCCCAAGUGGUACACUGAAGUUGUUAUACAAUGAAGGUUUUGAAUGUAGACUUAGGGAAUGUUGCAUUAAGUUCAGCUCUACUCUGUUAAUUACGGAGACACACAGUACAUGCCAUCAUCCAUAUAGUGAGGUGCUAUGAUAGGUUAUAGCCAACAUAGUUUUGUCUUCAGCUGAAAGGCUUGAGCAGCACGCAGAAAUGUACCAGGCUGUCCAUAUGCCACCAGUUUGGACUGGAACUACCAUGUUGUACCAAGGCAGAACAAUUUCUUAAGAAGAAUGUGUAUUAACUUCCUUACAGUAAAAGAGAAUAUGCAAUCUUCGCUACUGAAAGACUUCAACAUUAUCACAGGCUUUUAGUGAGCUGUACCAGAAUGGAAGGAUGGUAUCGGUAUUUUUACCAGCCCAGAUGCAAUUAAAAAUAAACCUGUUAGUUGAAUUGCAUACGAAUUUUUGAAUGUAAUUAUAUGCGGCUUUUUAAAGUAUAACAUGAGGGUUUAAUGCCUUAAAAAAUUAAGGUAACUUUAUUGAGACCUGUGGUUAGCCCCACAUUGUACUUUUAUACAUGUACCUGCACUCUGUAUUUUUGAGACAUCAUGAACUGCACACUAAUGUAAAAAUGUAAAAUAUUUCUAGAUUUAAAAUAAAUCACUGUACAAUUUUA
This is a messenger RNA of Rhea pennata, 5267 nucleotides long. It is a transcript of the gene PALS1, whose product is annotated as protein associated with LIN7 1, MAGUK p55 family member. Gene Ontology annotation, cellular component: plasma membrane; adherens junction. Gene Ontology annotation, biological process: establishment or maintenance of epithelial cell apical/basal polarity; morphogenesis of an epithelial sheet; generation of neurons. Gene Ontology annotation, molecular function: protein binding. Bases 336 to 2363 code for a protein of 675 amino acids. The transcript has 15 exons. NCBI's taxonomy places the organism in Eukaryota, Metazoa, Chordata, Aves, Rheiformes, Rheidae. The record is from RefSeq and is a predicted model, not a curated record.